CCCGAACCACUACCCAUAGCACAACUCCACAACCCAUACCCUCCAAACUAUACAUCAUGUCGGGUCUCGAGAAUGCGCUUUUCAACCUCAAGUUCACGGCCAAGUCGCUGAACAGGCAGGCGCUCAAAGCUGGCAAGGAAGAGCAGGCCGAGAAGACCAAGCUGGAAAAGGCUAUGAAGCAGGGCCACAACGACAUCGCCCGCAUAUACGCCGGAAACGCCAUUCGCAAGCAGAAUGAGAAGCUCAACCUGCUACAACUCGCCUCACGCGUCGAUGCCGUCGCAGGCCGUGUACAAACCGCAGUCACCAUGCGACAGAUUACAGGCAACAUGAUGAAGGUCAACCGGAGUUUGGACGUGGCUAUGAAGUCUAUGAGUCCGGAGAGGAUUGCCUCCGUCAUGGUCGAUUUCGAGAAGCAGUUCGAAAACGUAGACUCCGCCACCGAACUCUACCAGGACAUCACCUCGUCCGCAACCGCAGUCGGCACACCACAAGAGGACGUAGACCGUCUGAUGGCGCAGGCAGCAGACAAGGCAGGCGUAGAUCUACAACAAGAUCUCCAAGAAGCUACACCGGCAAAGACGAAGGUUGGGCCCACCGAGCAAGAAGAGGAAGCAUUUACCGAGAGGCUGCGUGCUCUGAGGAAUUGAGAAACAGACAACAGUCCCUUGCGGGGUUCCUAGGGUGUAUUGGAGUUUAGGCGCAUCACAUGCAAGCGAAUUGUUGGAAAGACUAAGAUAGUUUUCGAGUGAAAUACUAUGUUCAUGACUACCACACUAGUCAAGGGUCAGACCGACCUUUACAUGUGCAUCACCUGGUCGCUCUGUUACACUUAUCUCACACCGCCUCCACUCCUCACCCCAUCUCCGCAUCUUCAGUAC
Messenger RNA from Alternaria rosae, 881 nucleotides. RefSeq lists its product as uncharacterized. Gene Ontology annotation, cellular component: ESCRT III complex; multivesicular body. The record is from RefSeq and is a predicted model, not a curated record. The coding region runs from base 57 to 650 and encodes 197 amino acids. NCBI's taxonomy places the organism in Eukaryota, Fungi, Ascomycota, Dothideomycetes, Pleosporales, Pleosporaceae. Gene Ontology annotation, biological process: late endosome to vacuole transport; endosome transport via multivesicular body sorting pathway; protein transport. The transcript is spliced from 4 exons.